AUCAGUCAAAUUUAAGGAGGAAAAGUAAUUUGAAUAAGCCGAUGCAAAUGCUCCCGUGAAUCCCGAAAGUGAGAAAAUGGAGAAUAUUUCACAACCGCCAGUACCGCUGGCAGAUGCAGCGGCCGUGCACCCGGGAAUAGAACCGAUAUCGUUCCUGCUGGGGACAUGGAAAGGCCAAGGAGAGGGUGGCUUUCCCACCAUCAAUUCUUUCUCCUACGGCGAAGAACUCCGUUUCACCCACCAUUCUUCCAGGCCAGUCAUAGCUUACACCCAGAAGACUUGGAAACUCAACUCCGGGGAGCCUAUGCACGCGGAGAGCGGAUUCUGGCGCCCCAAACCCGACGGUUCCAUCGAAGUUGUCAUUGCGCAAAGCACUGGUCUUGCUGAAGUCCUGAAAGGGACAUACAACACAGAAGAGAAAGUCAUAAAGCUUCAAAGUGAACUUGUGGGCAAUGCCUCUAAGGUGAAAGAGAUAACCCGAGUUUUUCGGUUGAUUGGUGGAGAUCUAUCUUAUGAGGUUGGGAUGGCUACAAAUUCUACCAGUCUUACACCACAUCUGAGAGCCUCACUCAAGAAAUUAUGACCCAGUGGUGUUAAGAAAAGCAAGGUGAAUAAAAUCAGCAUCAAAAUCGAAUCCUAUUUGACAAGCUCCACAGUUGUUUGAUGCAGCUACAUCUUUCUUAAACUGACACUGAUGGAUUCGUGCUUAGCUGGUAGUUCGGGUAGGAGCUUUUAACUUCUAUGAACCCAGUCUUUAACAGAAUCCGAUCUUGUAAUUCACAAUGUAUAUCUUUCUAUAAGUGGUUCCUUGUUUGUACCAAGACUUUCCAUAAAUUAUUUCAUAUAGCUUUGAACA
This is a messenger RNA of Carya illinoinensis, 856 nucleotides long. Its product is annotated as UPF0678 fatty acid-binding protein-like protein At1g79260. Bases 77 to 583 code for a protein of 168 amino acids. The record is from RefSeq and is a predicted model, not a curated record. NCBI's taxonomy places the organism in Eukaryota, Viridiplantae, Streptophyta, Magnoliopsida, Fagales, Juglandaceae. The transcript is spliced from 3 exons.